Messenger RNA from Silurus meridionalis, 2653 nucleotides. RefSeq names its product cationic amino acid transporter 2-like. Gene Ontology annotation, cellular component: plasma membrane. The record is from RefSeq and is a predicted model, not a curated record. The transcript is spliced from 14 exons. Gene Ontology annotation, molecular function: amino acid transmembrane transporter activity. Gene Ontology annotation, biological process: amino acid transport; transmembrane transport. The coding region runs from base 290 to 2110 and encodes 606 amino acids. Lineage: Eukaryota; Metazoa; Chordata; Actinopteri; Siluriformes; Siluridae.
UCUCACAGAACUGAGCUAAGAAUGGUUGCAUUAUGAAUAAAGUGCAGAAAAAAAGUCUUUUUUUCCUCCAUGAUUCUGCAGAGUGGGCGGUACAAACAGACCACACUUGUAUUUAAUGUGCACAGAAAAAGAAAUCAUUUUUCAAAAGGAGAGUAAACAGAACUGAUCCUCAGAGCAUCAGACCUUGAAAAAAGAAGCAGGCGGCAUGACCCCUGGUUCCAGCGAGAGCGUGAGCCCCCUGCCACAUCUCACUGCAGCCUGAGAAGAAAAUUACACACAGAAGAAGAUCAUGUCCUGCCAAAAGGUUGGAUCGUUCCUGAGGGGUCUGUCUCGCAGGAAACCCCUAGAGCCCGAAGGUGAAAUGUCCACGUUUAACCGGUGUCUCAGCACAAUAGAUCUGGUGGCUCUUGGCGUGGGCAGCACACUUGGUGCCGGCGUCUAUGUGCUCUCGGGUGAGGUGGCUAGAUCUCUUGCUGGCCCCAGUAUCAUCAUCUCCUUCCUAAUUGCUGCUGUGGCCUCCGUCUUUGCCGGACUCUGCUAUGCUGAGUUUGGUGCUCGGGUGCCCAAGACUGGAUCGGCCUACCUCUACAGCUACGUGACCGUAGGGGAGGUGUGGGCUUUCAUCACCGGGUGGAACCUGUUGCUCUCCUAUGUCAUAGGAGCCUCCAGCGUGGCCCGUGCCUGGAGUGGCACGUUUGAUGAUAUGAUUGGGAAUGUGAUGUCGAAUUACUUCAGCAAACACGUAGCCAUGGGUCUGCCUGGCCUGGCUCCUUACCCAGAUUUCUUUGCAGCUGGCCUCAUUUUGCUUCUUGCAGGUCUUCUCGCAUUCGGUGUGAAAGAAUCGACGACGGUCAACAAGAUCUUCACGAGCGUUAACAUCAUGGUGCUGGUGUUUGUCAUUAUCAGUGGCUUCAUCAAGGGGAAACUGGAAAACUGGUACAUCAGCGAGGAGAUGCUGCUAAACGAGACGGCAAAACUCGAAAACCUGACGUCUACGAUGAACAUCACUUCCCAAUUCGGCCACGGAGGAUUUUUCCCCUUUGGCUUUCAGGGAACACUGGCUGGAGCUGCGACUUGUUUCUAUGCAUUCGUAGGGUUUGACUGCAUUGCGACUACGGGUGAGGAGGUGAAAAACCCUCAGAAGUCCAUCCCUCUGGGGAUCGUCUUCGCCCUACUCAUCUGUUUCCUGGCUUAUUUCGGCGUUUCGGCCGCUCUUACGCUGAUGAUGCCCUACUACCUGCUGAACAUCCACAGCCCUCUGCCAGUCGCCUUCACGUACAUUGGCUGGGCCGCCGCCAAGUAUGCCGUAGCCGUUGGAUCCCUGUGUGCACUUUCUACCAGCCUGCUGGGAUCCAUGUUCCCAAUGCCUCGAGUGAUUUUCGCCAUGGCAAGAGACGGCCUGCUCUUUAAAGUGCUCUGUAAGGUCAGCUCGAGAAAAAGCCCUGCCAUGGCCACCCUCAGCUCCGGCUCAGUGGCAGCUAUAAUGGCGCUCUUAUUCGACCUGAAGGCGCUGGUGGAUAUGAUGUCGAUCGGGACCCUGUUCGCCUACACGCUUGUGGCCAUUUGCAUUCUGAUACUGAGGUACCGUGAGAAUCAGUCUGAAGAGAACGAAAUAAGAUUCACUUCAAAGACAAAGUUUGGAUUUUUAAAACCUCCGUUGCACCCGAACAGGGAAACAUCCAACACUGUCAACAUCUGCACCAUACUUAUCAUUGUCAUGGUGGUGGUCCUGACCGUCCUGCUGUCCAAAGCCAUCACAUCCCUGCUGAUGUUGGAGGUGUGGAGCCUGGUGUGUGUGUCAGUGAUCCUCUUCUUCAUUCUGCUCUUCACACUGCUGAUCUGGAGGCAGCCUCAGAAUCCCACCAAAGCAGCCUUCAUGGUGCCUUUCCUGCCUCUGCUUCCGGUGUUGAGUGCAUUCAUCAACAUUUACCUGAUGGUUCAGCUUGGAGGCGCCACCUGGAUCCGCUAUGCCAUCUGGAUGGCUAUGGGACUCCUGAUCUAUUUCGGAUACGGCAUGAGGAACAGUGUUCAGAAACAGAGGCUGCUAGGAAACCUGAGUACCAUAGAAACUGUAGAGAAACUCCCAGAGAAAAACCCGACCAAAAGAUAACACCCAUAACACUGACUUUUUUGCUGAUUGCUGAAUUAUUUAACAUUAAUAACAAUUAUUCAUUUUUGUAAAACUAUACAGUAAAAGUAAAACUAUUAUAAAGUUUUAUAUAAGCUUUUAGAAAUAUGUUUCCUAUUUUGAACAGUCAACAAUCAUCAGUCUGAUAACUUAUAACUAUAAACUGAUAUGAAGUCAAAAAUAUUUAUCAAAAAAAAAAAAAUCUAAGUGUGUAUCUAGUCAUUAAUCCAUUUCUUUACCAUUAUUUAGGUAAACUAUUUACAUUUAAAUUAAUGGCAUUUUGGAGACUUUCUUAUCCAGAGCGAUUUACAUUUAUCUUUUAUUAUACACCUGAGCAAUUGAUGGAUAAGGGCCUUGCUCAGGGGCCCAAAAGUGGCAGCUUGGUGGUUCUCAAUAAACCCAUUUUAAUCCUUUAAACCUAAAUAAAGAGAAGGCUGUGCCUUCAUUAUAACAUAUUACUACUCAGAAGUUUAUCAUAGAAAAUGUAUAAAAUGUCCCAGUGUGAGAAAAGAAAUAAAGAUUUGC